AUGACUGGAGCCAGGCAGACCAACUAUAGCACACGCAUCGACUACAUCUUCACUGACCAUCCCUUGGUUAAGAUUGGGUUUGUGGCGGCAGACAUCAGGCCAGAGGUGGAGGAGUCUGAUCACUGCCCUGUCUGGGGGAAACUCAGCUGCCCCCUCCUUCCAAGCUGCCUCUCCUCUGUACCCGCCACCUACCAGAGUUCGCUGGCAGACAGCAGAAACUCUCACGCUUCCUGGUCAAGGUGGACCAACAACAACCUUAGGCCUGCAGGGACCAGGAUCUCAGGAGGCUGGGGAGACCCAAGACCUGAAUCCACUGAGAGCAGGGACAAGCUCUGGAAAGAAGAGGAUGUUAGCGGUAGUCAUUUGUCCCAAAAAGAGUAAGACACUAAAGGCUGGCCCAAAGCCUCAAGGCAGCCUGUUAGCCUUUUUCAAGCCCAAACCCCAACCAGGGAAGCCCCAGGGAGUUAGAGUGAAAGGGGACAGGAGAGGAAUGAAGUGA
Coregonus sp. 'balchen' is the source of this 499-nucleotide messenger RNA. Lineage: Eukaryota; Metazoa; Chordata; Actinopteri; Salmoniformes; Salmonidae. The record is from the annotation of a GenBank genome assembly.